AUGACUGACCGCAAAUCCAUAAUACGAUUGGCCUCACCAAAGACCUUCUCGCAGGAUCCUCGACAUGAGCAGAUGCGCACCAGAGUGCGACCAGCAUUUCGCGUCUUUUCUCAUCGCAAAAGAGACUCAAGUCGCCUUCUCAAUCUGCCAGAUGAGAUACUGUGGCGAAUCACCGAGUUCAUCGCCGACCAAGAAAGAGGCCAUUUCUUGUCCUUCUUCGCUCUGGCUCAUCGCGAAUGCCGGCAACUUGCUCGACCACAUCAAUUUUCUGACGUCUGGAUUACUCGGAGUGAGACAUCCUGGGAGUUUCUCCGUCAUAUCAAGCGAGAGACCGAAGAUGAAGGGCCAGCUAUCGGGACAUUCAUCCGUUCCCUCACCAUCACAGUUGACGAGGACCUAUGUCUCGACUACGGGUGCGCCACGGAUGACGAAUACGAACAGUGGCGCGAGUACUGGCAGGGUUUGAUCGAUGAUUUGACCCAGGUCCUAGAAUCCAGGUCCGCUAUGCCUAAUCUUGAGCGGGUGUUUUGGAUGGAUACAGGAGGGCUCGAAGUGCAACCACGUCUGCUCCGAGUUAUAUUACAAAAGGCCUGUCCUUCUCUCUCUGGAUGCCUGAGCGAGCUUCACUUCGCCGACUACAAGUUCCUCUUCGAAGAAAUUUAUGAUGUUGCGCCGUCUAUGCCUGCGACUCCUUCAUUGUCCGUGCGCUCGCUGUCGUUCGGAUACGACAAGAAUCAUACAUCGAUAACAGGUGCUCUAGACGGCUGCACUACAUACCUGGCCGAGAAUAUUCUCCGUCGUUCUGCGCUCACACUCGAGUCCUUCGUCUGGAAUGCUCAAUUCAAAGGUGAAAUGGCCCCUGAAGACAACGACGGUACAAAUUCCCUGCUGUUCUUCCGGGAUGGCCCCAUUACUUUCAACCAAUUACGGAAGUUCUGGUGCUCCCUCACGCCGGAUGAGGGCAUACAACCAAGUGUUCUCGAGAGCUUUCUGGCCGCCCCUCUGCUCGAGAACUUCUCACCCUCAACUCACGUAUCAUCCUUGAUAUUGGCCAACGGACUGGUAGAAAAGUUCCCGCUCCCCAACCUCCGCACAUUCGCUGUAUACGGCCACUCAGCUGCCAUGUCCAAAAACGAGGUGCCGGCCUACGUCGACACGGUGUUGGCUCUAGCUGGCCGCUACGCCCCGCAGAUUGAGGAGGUUUUCGUCUACCUCCAGGGAAACCCGGAACAGUUGGCUACUCACUUUGCAACCCACAACUUCCGCAACCUCAGGUCCUUGUGCUUUUCGUGGCCGCAUGACCCAGACUUUGUCGUUCUCCAGGCCAUCGGAACGCAUCUCACCACCCUCGAGGAGCUGUCCUUUGGGUUCCAGCCCGCCGACGACCGUACCGGAUGCGAGGACAACACAUGGGACAGCUCGAGUCUACUCUCUCAUGAAGCCAUCAUUGCGGCCAUCUCACCUCUAAAGAGCCUGGUCAGGCUAUGUGUUUUCGGGGACGAGUACGUGGCGGAUUGGAGCGGCGAUCAUUGGGCGUGGCAUCGCUUCUUCAAGCAACAUGUUGACUUCCAUCAAGGGCGCAGCUACACUGUCAGAAAACAGGGACAUCGCCCGGGAGAGGGACAACUCUGGUCUGAGGCAAUCCGAGGACAUAAGACACCAGGUGACCAAGGGAAUGAUUGGAUUACGCGUUGGGUAGCAAACGAAGCUGAGGAUACGUAUGCUGCGAUGCUGAUGCUUGCUGCACGAUACGCUUCUGCUCUCCCGAAGCUACAAGAUUUUAUUGGUGGAAGGGUUUUGAUAGAGAUUGCAAAUAGUGCACAGUAA
Colletotrichum costaricense is the source of this 1827-nucleotide messenger RNA. RefSeq lists its product as uncharacterized. NCBI's taxonomy places the organism in Eukaryota, Fungi, Ascomycota, Sordariomycetes, Glomerellales, Glomerellaceae. The transcript has a single exon. Bases 1 to 1827 code for a protein of 608 amino acids. The record is from RefSeq and is a predicted model, not a curated record.